Molecule: messenger RNA, 8997 nt
Organism: Pelobates cultripes (western spadefoot toad)
Lineage: Eukaryota; Metazoa; Chordata; Amphibia; Anura; Pelobatidae
Source: the annotation of a GenBank genome assembly
AUGGCUUUAGGACUUUACCAGACUUUAACAUCAAGCACACUAACUACAGAAACCAUGCAAAGCUUGCUCCGUCAUGUGUACCCUAAAGAAACCCCAGAAAAGAUUGCUGGUCUUUCCAGACUUGUGAUUUCGGAAAUGGAUGACGCAGACAAAGGUGAGAAGUUAGCUACAGCAACUUAUUUAACUUGCAAUGUUUGUAGAGCAAAAGAUAAUGCAUAUGUUCCCAAUAUCUGGUGAAUCAGCCAAGAAUAAAUUAUUAUAAUUAUUUUUAUUAGGUAUUUAUAUAACGCCAUCAUAUUCCGUAGCAUUUUACAAUACUAUCAAAGGGGGAGAUUUAACAAUAAAUUAGGCAUUUACAAAAACUUACAGGAACAAUAGGUUGAAGAGGGCCCUGCUCAAAUUAGCUUACAGUCUAUAGGAGGUGGGGCGUAAAACACAUAAGGACAGGAGGUAGCAAUCAAGCAAGGUGGAGUGAAGCAGAGCUGGGAGAAUGGUAGAGUGCUGCCCUUUAGGAGAGAGCAAAGGACAGGUACAUGAUGUAGAGGUUACUCUGGGAGGCCAUAAGCUUUCCUAAAGAGAUGGGUUUUGAGGCACUUUUUAAAUGAUUGAAGUCUAGGGGAGAACUUGAUGGUCAUAGGCAGGCUAUUCCAAAAGCAAGGAGCCACCCGCGAGAAGUUCUGCAAGCGUGAGUUGGCCGUACGGGUGCGAGCAGUGGACAGGAGAAGGUCACAGGCAGAGCGGAGAGACCAAGAAGGUGCAUACCUGCGGAUCAGUGAAGAGAUAUAGGAGGGGCUAGAAUUGGUCAAUGCUUUACAGGUGUGGAUUAGUAUUGUAAGGACUGACAUUCAUUACAGACUGUAGCGGGGCAAUACGACCUGUGGGAAGGCCUAUUAGGAUAGAGUAACAAUAAUCCAUGCAAGAGAUUACUAGAGCAUGGACACGAUCCUUAGUAGCAUCUUGCGUAAAAAAGGGGCGGAUGCGGGCUAGGUGGAAUCUACAGGAUGUGGUAAAGGACUGAAUGUGAGGCUCAAAUGUGAGGCCAGAAUCAAGUAUAACUCCAAGACAGCACACUUGGAAGGAUGAACUGAUGUGGGUACCACUAACUUGAAGGGAGAGUGAAGGAGGAGGAUCAGUAUUAGGGGGAGGAAAGACAAGGAGUUCAGUAUUAGAGAGAUUGAGUUUCAAAAAGCAGGAGGACAUCAAGUCAGAGAUGGAAGAAAAACAAGCAGUGACACAUUGCAGAACAGCAGGCGAGAGGUCCGGGGUGGAGAGGUAUGUACAAUAGGGUACAAUAAAAUACAAAAACAUUAUUAAUACACAAUACAUACAAAAUUAAACAUAGAAGAGGUAGAAAAUAUAUAAUCAACCAUGACAGGUGCAUUCUGUUUUGAGAUAUGUAGCGAGAGAUCUCUUGAAGGAAUUUAGGCCUGGGGAAGAUCUGAAUGUGUGCGGGAGGUCGUUCCAUAAUUGCGGUGCUCUGUAGGAAAAGGAGGAUUGAGCCGCUAGGAGAUAGCCAGUGAAGGAAAAGAGAAAGUAGGGAUGGAUAGAAGUUGGGAAUCAAUAUUAGCUGAUAGCUGCUGGAGGUCAGAUUUCUUCUUAGUUGCGGGGGUAAGGUUGAGGAUGAUGGAGUAAGGGGCUAUUGAGAGCAAAUGAUAAGAGGUGGUGAUCUGAGAGAGGAAAUGGAGUGUUGCAGAGAUUAGAGAUUGUACAUUGAUGAGAGAAAAUAAGAUCAAUGGUAUUGCCAGCUACAUGGUUGGGGGACUUAGCCCACUGUGAUAGCCCAAGGGAGGAGGUCAUUGAAAGUAGUUUUGAGGCUACUGAGGACAAGGGCAGGUUAUUGGGAAUGUUGAAGUCCCCAAGAAUUAGGGAUGGAAUAUUAGAGGAGAGGAAGUAGGGAGGCCAAGCAGCAAAGUGGUCAAGGAAGAGGAGAGGGGAGCCAGGGGGACGAUAGAUAAUGGCAAUGUUAUCAGAGAUGGGUUAGGAAAGGCGAAUUGAAUGAAUUUCAAAUGAUGAGAAAGAGAGGGAAGGGGGGAUGGGUAAAGGUUUGAAGGAGCAGUGAGGUGAGAGAAGUAGCCCUACACCACCACCUUUGCUUUCAGAGUGUCUUGGGUUGUGGGAAAAUUGAAGACCACCAAAGGAUAGAGAAGCAGGGCUGGAAAAUAGAGGGAGAGAGGGAGAGAGACAUGUUUCAUUUACGGCUAGUAAGUCUAGGGAAUGAGAGAUGAAAAGGUCGUGCACAGCAGUGGAUUUAGUCACACUGCAAACAGAGCGUGCAUUCCAGAGAGCAGAAAGGAAGGAGGAUUUAAAGGAAGAGUGACAUGAGAUGGGUAUGAGAUUAUUGUGAUUCCUGGAGUUAGUACAUGGUGGGUUAGCGGAGGUGGGACCAGGAUUUGGAGAGACAUCACCAGUUGCUAGAAGCAGAAGGAUAGAAAGUAAGAGAAGGCGGGUAGGAUUUAAAGGUUUUGGGAGAGGGUUUGUAUUUAGAAGUUUUUCAAAAAGGUUGAUGGAGAUAGGCUGGAAAGGUAUAAGUAGAGUGCAUGGGAUGAAUAGCGAGGGAAGGGAAGUAUAAUGGGAGCAAUGAAAAUGGUGCCAACAGGGACAGGUGAGUAGAGGGAUAGAGAGAUAUUGCUAAUUAGUGAGGUGAGAGUGAAAGUAAAGAAUAUAAGGGAGAGCAUUUUCUAAAGAGAAUAAAGGAGUUUAUAUUAUAAAGAAGGAAAAUUAGGAUUUUUAGUUAUGCAAAAUUAGAUGAGGUGGGAUCUUAAAGUCACAUGAGCGAUGAAAGGGAUCAGGGUUUGCAGGUAGGGAAUGUGAUUGUUGAGCAGGUGAUGAGGGUUUGAGAGACAUAAUUAGUGUGUUUGGAAAGUCUGGUCAUUUGUGCCAUCUAUAAAUGUAGUGAGUUCCUUGGGGUGGGGUGUUGAGGGGAGAGGUGGGAGGGAAACCACCCAAAAGAGCUGUUGACUCCUGUUUAUUUAACGCAUGAUAUAUACUACGUAAACUAUGUACUAUGCAAAACAUUUAGCAUUAGCAAAUAUAACAUCAAUUAGGCAGUAUAGAGCAUACACUUUUAACAUAAUUACAGGAACACUAAAGCACUAGGAAUGCAACCACACCCACCAUAAAGGCCUGGGUGACUUUAGUGGUCCUUUACACCAAACAAUAGAUCAAGCAAAGUAUAAAUCCGCAAAAAAUAAAACACAGGAAUAAACAUGCGAAUGCUGUAGAGUUCCUUGUUCUACGGAUAUAUUGCUGAAAAUUGAAAUAUUGAUGCUGUCAGCAGUUAUUAUUAAACUAGCUUCCACUGCUUUGGGCAUCAAGACUUCUAUAGUCUUAAAACAUUAAAAUAACUAGAAAAUAAGUAAAUUGUUCUAUUUUCCAGCACAUCUGAAAAUGCAAUUAAAAUAAAGCUAUUGAACCAGUGAGUGGGAGUUCGGGGAGUUCGCGGGGGGUUAUACUUUUUGUUGAAAAUAUAUUUUUUUCAAAUUGUAUUACAUUUUAUACUUUUUACUGUUGCUUAGUAGAGAGCUUCUCAUAUUCAGGACACAAUUCUAGGAUGUGCCAUUUGCACAAAAAAAAAGCAGAAGUGGUACAAUUUCUACUGUUAUACUGUUACCAUCAGGAAGGUGUUUCUUUGCACAUGAAAAAAUAUUUUUUUGCAUCCUAGUUAUUUAAAAUUAGUUGUGUGAAAACGUGUCACCCAAUUGCUAGCAGAAAAGCAUUUGCACUUGCAUUUGCGUAAAAUAGGCGGGUUUUACGCAGAUUAUUUUGCAGUUACCUGAGUUUAUUGGAGAUCACUUCUAACCUAUUAAAACAUACAGAAUAAAAUACAAGGUAUGUGUACAUGCAUGUAUGUUAAACUGCUUUACCUGUGUUCCAGUGGAUCCCUAAUGGUCAUGUGGGGGUUCUUCAUUACCAAUAUUAGGUACAGACCACUUUAUAAGCGACCUUGUUGUUCCAGUGCCCAGUUAGAGGACCACUAUAGUGCCAGGAAAACAUACUCGUUUUCCUGGCACUAUAGUGCCCUGAGGGUGCCCCCACCCUCAGGGACCCCCUCCCGCCCGGCUCUGGAAGGGGAAAGGGGUAAAAACUUACCUUUUUCCAGCGCUGGGCGGGGAGCUCUCCUCCCUCUCCAGCGUCCGAUCCGCCCAUGCCUGAAUGCGCCGCUGCAGCGGCAAAGCGGCUAGCGCAUUCAACCAUGCGCGGAAAGCAGUAAAUGCUAUGGGCCGCUGCGUGCUCACUGUAGAAAAUCACAGUGAAACGCGUAGCGCCUAGUAACUGUCAAUGGGACAGCCACUGGAGGAUAGAGAAAACUAACCCAUUCAUAGUAUAGCAGUUUCUCUGAAACUGCUAUAAUUAUGAAAAAAUGGGUUAACCCUAGAAGGACCUGGCACCCAGACCACUUCAUUAAGCUGAAGUGGUCUGGGUGCCUAGAGUGGUCCUUUAAUGUCUCAGACCACUGGCUGUGGUGUUCUGAGGCAUCCAGAAGAACUGGGGGGACCAUGAGGGCACUCUUAAAGUAGACUGUUACUUGUUAAAAUAUUGCAACUUAGAGGCUUGGACAUGGGAGGAACUCCUGUAGGUACUGUAACUUCAGUCACAUGAAGUUGUUAUAUUGAGUACAAUGUUCCUUUAACAUAAUACCAUUGAUUACAUAUCUGGGAACAUUGGUAAUCACUAGUAUAGGACAACAAAAAUAAACUGGUUGAUGUUUAAUGUAUUUAUCUUAAAUUGUAGCUGUUUACCUGGAAGAAUACAUUGAGAUUUCUCUGUCGAGUACAUUAGCCCAUAUCUAUGUUUCUCUGCAGGGUUCAUUGAUGAAGAUCAGUUUGUGUCAUGGAUUCAAGCAAUGCCUCAGACGUCGAUAGCAUCGAUACUUAGCUUCCCAGUAAUACCACCUGACUUGGAAUCCUCUCACACCCAGAGUUCUCCAUCCGUGCCGGUAAUUCUUAGAAUGCAAAGCACGUAAACUGCAUAACAAUAUGCGACACUUGUAAAAUGUUGAGGAGAAACAAAGUAUUGGACUUCUAAUAGGAUUUUAUGUAAAAUGUUGUCAUAAAAGUAGAAAUCCCAGUUUGCCACACUCAUAGAAUAUGUAUAUAGUAUACCGACAACUAGGAACACAAGCUUGGCUAAAAGGGAAUUUAUUAUAAUAGAAAUAUUUUUUUAUCUUUUGAGCCAAAUAAUUUCUAUGAUUUUACUGGAAUAAUUUCCCUAUGUGACAAGCCUGUGUGGCUGUCUGUCUGCAUUCUAUGAAUGUGGAGCUGGUUUCUCCAUUUGUAAAGCACUGGGAUGUCUGUCUUUUCAUGUGAGAUAUUUAUAUAAACAAUAUGUGACUAAAAUGAUGAAAUACUUGUUAAUUUUAUAUUGCUUACUUAUGUUUACACAGGACUAGGAGAGAAGCAUUCCUGCUAACUUCCUCGUCCCAGUAAGUGGGACGCCAGUGGGUGGGUGUAGAAGAGGGUAGACGAGCAACAUGAUUCCCCACAAAGAGGGUUCUGAAGAAUUGAUAGCUCGCCAAGCAGCCUCUCAAUCCCACAGGCCAACUACUGAGGGCAGGACAUGCAUACAGUGGUGUAUUUUGGAUCUGUGCUGCCCUAGGCACGACGGAAGUCGGGUACCCCCUAAUUUAAAUUUCCCUUGCCCCUUCCUGUGAAGGCCACACCUCUUCCUGUCAAAGACUAACACACACUUUGACUGACAGACACACACUCUCAGAUACACUGACAUACACACACACUCACUGAUUUUACACAAUCUGACAGACACACAAUCACUGAUUCACUGACACACACACUCACAGACACACACACACUAACAUUAUCCCCCAACACUCACAGAUUAUUUAUUUUAAUUUAAAUCCACCCAGCCUCCCUACCUUUGGGAGAGCUAGGUGGAUUUUUUUACCUUAGGUCCAGUGGGGCUGCAGCCCGGGCUGUUUAGGCAGGGAGUGAGGCAGACAUGCAGGCAUUUGGGCGGCUAGCCGAGCUCCAGGCGGGCGGUGAGGGAACGCUGAUUUGUGAGCUCUCCCUGUUCAGCUCCUCAGGAACUCUAACCAACUGUAACCAACUAAAGGGUUAUUCCAAGCACUAUGAUCACUUCAGUGAUUUGAAGUGGUCAUGGUGCCUGGAGUCUGUAUUUGCAGCGUUUCACUAUGAAAUUGUGCACAUACAGAGAUUUACUUGCUUGCUGUCAGAACUUUAACUCCACCUGUAACAUCAUUUAUUGUCUGAGAGUGAUCAGCUGACGCUCUCCGCCAAUGAAUGUUGACAGAAUCGUCAGCUCUGCAAAAGCAGGAACCACGUCACUGGACAUGGAGGACCCUCUGUGCUUCGAGGGACCCAGGUAAGAUUGCAAACCAUUGCCUCAUUACCGAGGAACAGGGCCACAGUCCUUCUAACAUUAUAACCAGUACAGCGGGUUGUAAUGGCUUAUGAGGUCUCGAGUAACCCUUUAAAUCUCAAUAUUGUUUCUUGAUUAUUGUUUUAAGACUAACACAUUAUUUCACGUCAUAUAUACAUUACUUGUUUGUAUUUUUGCCAAUCUUGUUUCUGCCAUAGACUGCUUCGGUGUUGGCUGAAAGAGGGAGAGUACGCGACGACCAACUCCACAAUGUUGCUACAUUGAUGGUAAAAAGAAAGAGAGACUGGAAAAUGUUAGCCAACCGCAUAGGCUUUCUAGAAAAGGACAGCAGAUUCUUUGAACAAGCUCAUCCUGAAGUUAAAGAUCAGGUGCAUAACAUUCACAAAAUCGUCAGUGUUAUAACAUAAUUAUUCAGCUCUGAACAGUGUGCAGGAAGUGGAGAGGGUGGGGAUAUCACAUUAAGUCUUAUCCACAUCUCUCUGGCCAGCAACUGCAUGCUGAUUGGAACUCUAAUAACAAGCCGAGGAACAUGCAGGUCUUCUGCCACAGCCCUGCUACAAUAUUGGUUACAGUGUAUGGGGAGAUAAAAACACACUUGGAGUAUGAGAGAUCCACUAGGUAUCCAGGGGUAAGAGAUGUUAAUAGACACAAUGGGUAAGUGGGUUACAAAGCAAAUAUGUGGGCAAGGGGGUUUAGGAGAGACAUGUAUGGGGGUAAGAGGGUUCAGGAGACACACAAUGGGUAAUGCUGGUUGCACAAAAAAAUGUAAAACAUUUUGGGGAUGGUGCACGACCCACAGUUUCACUCCAGGUGCCAAAUAACCUGGAAAUGACUCUGUACAGAUCCCUUGAAUGCUGGAAUAAGUAAGAAUUUGCAAGUUGUAUCCACUGAAUGCAGGGCAGGCUGGUGCAUAGGGGCAGGUAGUCCACCUACCCCCAGUUUUUGUUGUCAAAAGGUAAAGCCCAUUGGCGUGGUAAGGACUUGUGAUAACUGUGUGUUGGAAAAAAGUGUUUUGUCUAUCGUGGUUAUAUCUGCAAUUACCAUCCUUCCAUUUGUUGAUGGCUAGAGAUGCUCAUGAGAGGCUACAAAACUAUUCUUAUCAAGAUUUUGGGCAAUUUUUAAUAACAAAAAUGUCCAUUUUCUGGUUAUAGACCCCUAAAACAUACCUAGUUUGUUCUAACAGGGUUUCUGGUGACAGGCACUGGAUUUGCAUAAGGCCGUCUGAUACUGUAUGCUCUUAAAGCCAGAAACUCUGUUUGGUAUAUGGUUCUGAACUACAGGACUGUCAUUGGGCAACAGCAUCAGCAGGUGGGGUUGGACUUCACUAAAGUGAUUGUGGUUUCCCAAAUACAUGUAUAUAGGUUUAUGGUUGAAAAGGACAUACCACAACAAGACAGGGAUCAGUGCCACCAUCUUUAAAUUUCACCAUCUGCCCCUUAAUACAAGUGAAAAUAAUCUUGCAGCAAAGGAUGCAUGUCCAUGCUUGUUUGAGUUUGAAACAUACUCUGUUAAUUUCCAGAUCCUUGAUCUCCUGCUAGUGUGGAGGAAUGCUGCGGGUGAGCAGGGACAGUCUCAGACUCUGCAGGAUGCACUGAAACACACCGGGAAUGCCGAUAUCGCCAAUGAGAUCUUCUCCCUCGAGUUUUAGAACAUCGUUCUCUUAUCCACAUACACAACUAUGGAUUCAUAAACAGUAGAGAUAAUGUCUUUAAGUGUUCAAAAAGAGAUUUAAUUUCAUCAUGUGCAUAAUAAUUUUAAAUGUUACAGAAAUAUAGAUUAUUCCACCUACAAAGAAUAUGUAUUUAUUUAAAUGUUUUAGAUACUCAUCGUACAUAGACAUAGGUAACAUUAUGAUCUUUAAAAUAGUGAUUAAAUUCGUGGCAUCAUUGCGUUGUGCCAAGGAACUAAUGAAUAAAUAUGGAUAUAGGCACUCUGUUUAAAAUUAAAAUGUCUUAUGAAGAUACUCUACUUCCACAAAAUUCAAAACCGACUACCAUACACUUCAGCCAUUGUAUUAUUGUAUGUGUGUGAGUGAGUCUGUUUUUAUAUUCUAGUCCGUCAUAAAUUAUUGAUUAUAUUCAAAAGUCAGUUAUCCACUGUUAAAGAAUUUUUAUCAUUGUGACAAGUUUAUAAUCUAAUACCUAACAAUAUACAUAUAUGUAUAUGUAUCCUUUUAAUGCAUUUUAUACUUAUGUUGCAGAAUGUUAUAUUAGUAAAAUUUUAUCUAUUAAAAACAAGAAGAAAAAUCUUCUGCAUAUGAACAGGCAAGCAGUAGUUUCUGAGAGUUCACUAAAGAUCAGGACGAUAUUCCACCAAUUGGGAGCUUCUCGUUCUAGUCUUUGAGUCAGAGCAUAUCCCAUUAAUUUCUGUAAACUGUAGAACAUAUGGUGAGAUAUGUAUACUACUUCAAAUACUAAAAGUUAAUCCUAAAGAUGUCAAGGGGUAAAGGGGGAUUGAUAGCUAAAAGCCAGUCUGGAUGCAAUGUCAUUUGUAUCUUGUUCAUUGAUGUUACAGCUGUUAAUGCUUUAUGGUUUACUGUUUAACAAACAAGAUAAAACAAUGAAUGGUCUUGUUACAUUCUACACAAAGCUUUCGAAACACUGACAUUUCAAAAAGAAUACACAAAAUAAAUAAUAAAAC